CCUCCGCCGGGCGCGGAGCUAUAAGGGCAGCGCGGAGCGGCGCGGAGCGCGGCGGAAGCCAUGGGUAACCGUGUCACCCGCGAUGACUUCGAGUGGGUCUACACGGAGCAGCCCCACACGCAGCGCAGGAAGGAGAUCCUGGCAAAGUAUCCAGAGAUCAAGGCUCUGAUGGGACCAGAUCCACAUUUAAAGUGGGUUGUAUCUGGAAUGGUUUUUAUGCAGUUUCUAGCAUGCUACCUGGUGAAAGACUUAUCCUGGAAAUGGAUUUUCUUCUGGGCUUACGCUUUUGGGGGUUGCAUCAACCAUUCGCUGACCCUAGCCAUCCAUGAUAUUUCACACAACGUUGCCUUUGGGAACAAGCAGGUCAAGUGGAACCGAUGGUUUGCAGUCUUUGCCAACUUGCCAAUUGGCAUCCCUUACUCUGCCUCCUUCAAGAAGUACCACAUUGACCAUCAUCGGUACCUUGGUGGGGACAACCUGGAUGUGGACAUUCCCACAGACUUUGAAGGCUGGUUCUUCUGUACGCCACUUCGGAAACUGCUUUGGCUUUUCCUCCAACCUCUGUUCUACAGUCUGAGACCACUGUAUGUGAACCCCAAAGCAAUUACACGGAUGGAAAUUUUUAACGCUCUUGUCCAGUUUUCUAUAGACCUUAUCAUUUACUGCCUUUGGGGGCUCAAACCUAUUGUUUACUUAAUAGCAGGUACAAUUCUUUGUAUGGGUGUACAUCCCAUUUCUGGGCACUUCAUAGCAGAACACUACAUGUUCUUAAAAGGCUAUGAGACAUACUCUUAUUAUGGACCUCUGAACUGCCUCACCUUUAAUGUAGGCUACCACAUGGAGCACCAUGACUUCCCCAGCAUUCCUGGAUGCAGAUUGCCAAUGGUGAAGAAGAUCGCAGCAGAAUAUUAUGAUAACCUCCCACAUCACCAGUCCUGGAUUCGAGUUCUGUGGGACUUUGUUUUUGAUGACAGUAUCGGUCCUUAUUCAAGGGUUAAGAGACUAUGCAAGCUGGCAAAAGAAAGCUAACGGACUAGCUCCGGCUGCUGCAUUGCUGUUCUGUUUGUUUCAAUGCCUUGAGUUUUGUGUGGAAGUAGAAGGAUGUUUGUGCGUGCUGAAGGAGCAUGGGUGUGUGCUCCUUAGACUGAGAGGAUGACUGUGGAAAUGAAGCAAUUGGAUGCACUAUUUUUGACUACUGAUACUUUUUAGCAAAGAUUAUUUGUGUAUGUAACCCUGAGAAACUAGAUUAGAGUGAGCUAUGAUUAUGCAAACCUUUGGUCUAGGCUUAGAAUUAACUUCCUGGCCCGAGUGUGCCUGAGUUUUGGCCUGGUCUGCAGCAGAGAAUACUUGGCGCAUGUAUGUGUGAGCAUGCGUGUGUGUAGUUUAGGACUGAUUUCUCUUCAUGCCAGAUUAGAUGUAGAUGCUUUGUGUGCAUAUGACUGUGAAAACAGGGAGGAUUGGCACACAGUAGUAAAUGAUACUUUCUGGCAAACACAAGGGUGCCUUUAGCUCAAAGUCUUGUCUAAUCUAAUAUCUUACUUCUGAUAAUGGUUGGUAGCAGAGAUUUUGUAUAUGCAAUAGAAUAUAUGUAUAUUUUUGUACAUUUGGAUCAUUAUUUUAGUAGCUACUGUUUGACCUUUAUUCCAGGGCUUUGUCUAAACCUUUUCUGAAUCCAUUUCUAUCCUUAGGAUCUAAUAGUCAGUGUAGCUAAGUGGCAGAGCCGAAUUGUGGUGUGGAUAAACCCUUCCUUUAGUCUUCCACUCACUGCCUGAUCAGCAGGAUGGAUGUGCCCCUGGAGGAACUGAGUGGUCCUCUCUCCCUCACCUUUUCAUAACUUCAUGUUUCUCAUACUUUUCCCCACUGUAAGGCCUUCUGGGGGUGGGAAGGUUCUAUUUUUAAUUGCUGCUUACCAAGGUUGUUGGUAUUCCUAAUCAUCUUUCCUGGUCUUCUCUAUAUUAUACUCCUUUGUGUGAACAGGAGUUAGAAGUAUGUGUCAGUGAAGACGUGGAGACAUUAUGGUGGUAUUUGUUCCUAAUUGCUUUCAGAAUAGUUGUAACUUUUUACCUCUCAUUCAAGGGGCACCAACUUGACAGUUGGGAAGCACGUGACUAUAUAUAAAAGCUGUAUAAAAGCCAUCAGUGACAGUGUGCAGGGGAUAUCCCUGGAACAUAGAGCUGUGGUUGUUUCUCUCCCUAUGUGUCUUAGUUUGUGCUAUUGACAUUAACCUUCAUCUGUCAUUUCCACCCACUGGAAUAGUUAAAUCUUCCUGCCUGUCCUCUCCAACUAUAAACUUUUGGCUAUCGUCAAUAGUUCUGUAUCACCAAAAACCUUAAUCACCAUACCUGUCCCCAAGCAGAACAAUAUCUUGGGAAUCAGGAGUUCAGAUGCCAUCUAAUAAGUUCCCUCCACCCUGGAAAGCUGACAACUUAUUGCUAUCCUUACUAAGUGGUUAAAAGAGAGAUCUAUAAUGGUCGUCUUAUACUCUUAACAGUUUAACUUUUUUGUUUUCUUCUGGAAAUCCAUGUCUGUAACAAAGAAAAGGAUUAUUGUGCAUUCUCGUUGGUUCCUCAAAGUAUGCUGUUAGACCUGGGAAGCCUGAUUUCCUAAAUAAACACAAUUUUGUUCCUUCCUCCUACAGCACUGGAUGCAGUGAGUCAGUCUGUCUGUUCACCAGCCUGGCACACCGGGCAGCCAAGCUAGCCUGCUGCAAUUUGGGUUCCUCCUCCUCCAUUUCCCCUUCCUCCAUUUUUCUCAUCUGUCUGAUUUUGGCAGUUGGGUAAAUACCCAGGCUUGCUCAGUAGCACAAGGUCCUUUGUAAAGCAGGGGCUGAAUACCAGUUCAUUCACAGAUACUGUUUUGGUCCACGGGUUGUCCUUCUGAAAAAGAAGAACAGGACUUCUUCUGACACUUCAGACUUCACUGGUUCUUCAGUGAAGAACAUACUUCACACAUUAUGUCUUAAUUAUUAAAGCGACUUUUCUCCCAAAUCAAGAGUCUUUAGUGUGGGAACCUCCAUUAACUUCUUUGUGUCAGUGCUUAUGUCAGGGAGCUUCAGUUUUCCAUUGCUACUUUAGUGCUGCUGACACUCCACGAUCACAUAAUUCAACUUCCUGUGUCCUUAGCAAGUUGUGCCUCAACUCUCUUGGCCAACUUAGAAAGUUAAUGUAAAAACCAUAAUAAAGAUUAUGCUAUCUUCCU
Molecule: messenger RNA, 3198 nt
Organism: Grus americana (Whooping crane)
Lineage: Eukaryota; Metazoa; Chordata; Aves; Gruiformes; Gruidae
Gene: DEGS2
Product: delta 4-desaturase, sphingolipid 2
Exons: 3
Coding region: 61-1029 (322 amino acids)
Biological process (GO): sphinganine metabolic process; ceramide biosynthetic process
Cellular component (GO): membrane
Molecular function (GO): sphingolipid delta-4 desaturase activity
Source: RefSeq, a predicted model, not a curated record